ACAAUAUUGGAAAAAAGGUUAAAUAUUGUACACUUAUGGCAUCACAGCUGUUCAACACAGAACACCUUUAAAUGUUUCCUAGGCCUAUAAAUUGUCCUUCAAUCUAGUAGGUUCAACACUCAAGCUCCCAUUGUUGGGCCUUCUCAAGCUCCCAGCUCCAGCAGCACUGUAGCAUAACUGAUCCUGUACUUUUGCCCUAGAUUUCUGAGCUGUGAUGUGCAAAAGCCUUAGAGCAGUGGUGGCUCAAGGGUUAAAGCACCAGGUUAUUGAUGCUUGAUGGUUUGGUAACACUUUACUUGGAUGGUUCAUUUGAUGAUCCUCAACUGACACUCAACAGCAUGUCUAUUAAAUGCAAUUGAACUGAAAGGUAAAAGUAAAUGAUUCUCUAUUGAAUGUAACUCUACAUCCAACUCUCAACUCCAAACUCUAAUCUUAACAUUUUAGCAUUGGGUUUAAAGUUUAGGUUGGGGUUAGGGUUAGGGUUAGGUGUAGGGUUAGAUUUUAGGGUUGAUUAAGGGUUAAGGUUAGGGUUAUGUGUAGGGUUAGAUUUUAGGGUUGAUUAAGGGUCAGGGUUAGGUGUAGAGUUAUGUUCUAUGUUGAAUAAUUUAAAUUCAACAUAUGGUUAAGUUGCAGUUAAUAGUUUAACUCAGUUAAAUGUUAGUUGAAUGUCAGUUGAGCAUCAACAAGGCCAUCAAAUGGACCAUCCAUCAAGUAAAGUGUUACUGUUGGUUCAAUUCAUAGGGUCAGCAAGCUGUCACUGUUUGGCCCUGGAGAAAUGCCCUUAACCCCCGAUGCUCCCCAGGUGCUGCAGCGAUGGCUGCCCAAUGCUUCUUUUUCUUGUCUGAUCAAGCUGAACAUGUUUGCCAUGCUAGUCAAUCAAAGUGUUGAUGCUGUUGAUGAUGGUCCUCUCAUGAUCACAGAACCUAUGUAGGGGUAAAUCUGCUUUAAAAAAAAACUUUAAUUUUAAAAUACUUAGGUUUAACUUACUGGUAGUAAUAACUCAUUUGGUGUGUUUGUUUUUUUUUUAGUUUGUGCUUUUAUUUUGAAUUAUUUAUAUUUCUAUUUUUGUUUAAAGAGAGACGCGUCUUGUUUCAAAUGGGCCGACAUUCACACUAGGGAGGGAGGGAUCAGUGUCAAAAGCAUAUAAAUGCUGAACUUCAUCCCAUUAUGCUUUUCACCACAAAAUUGAACUAUUCAUUCUUUCUACUCUUUUUAAUGUAAAGCUGACAUCUGAAUUUGUAUUUAUUUAUUUAUUUAUUUAUUUUAGCACCAGAUCCCUUAAUGUUAUGGAGGUUAACCAAACCGAUCAAUGCCUGCAGUUUGUCUGUCCAGAGAGAUCUGUAUCUACUGCAGUUUAUGUGUUUCUGUAUAUCUGUGCUGCUGCUGUAGUUCUGUUAACAGUGUUUGGAAAUCUGCUCAUCAUUAUCUCUAUUUGCCACUUUAAGCAGCUCCACACUCCAACUAACAUGCUCAUUCUCUCUCUGGCUGUAUCAGACUUUCUGGUCGGAGCUAUAGUGAUACCAGUAUCAUUGACUUGGAUGAUUGAAUCAUGUUGGAUUUUUAGUGCAGUUUUUUGUGUAUGUUUUAUAUUGGUGUCCUAUUUCCUAACAAACACAUCUAUAUUUAAUGUUGCGCUUAUUGCCUUUGAUCGGUAUUUUGCUCUCUCUAAUCCAUUUCUCUACACUGAUAGAGUCUCUGUGAGCACCAUGUGUAUUGUAGUUUUAUGUAACUGGUUUAUAUUGUUGUUGUAUAACAUAACCCUUCAGUACUUCAAUGGAUAUUAUGCAAACCUGACAGUGUGUCCUGGUCACUGUUUUCUGGUGCUGGAUGAAAUUUGGUCUCUAGUUGAUCUUCUAUUGAUAUUUGCUCUCCCCUGUUCUGUUAUUAUAAUACUGUAUGGUUUAGUUUUUGUUAUUGUAAAGAAACAUGCCACCGCUAUCAGAGAGCUUAAUACUGUGACCAACACUCAGACAACUAAACACAUGACAGACUCGAUGAAAUCAGAGAGAAAAGCUGCAAAAAAUCUUGGCAUCUUAGUGUCAGUGUUUUUAGCUUGUUUAUUUCCAUACUUUAUUUAUACUGUGUUGGGUAACAUAAUUGAAAUUGAAAUAGGGCCAUUUCAGAAAGUCUUGAUGUUGGUUUAUCUUAAUUCUGCCAUUAAUCCAGUUAUUUAUGCUUUGUUUUAUCCUUGGUUUAGGAGAUGUGUUAAAAUAACAUUAACUCUUCAAAUAUUCAACACAGAUUCUGCACUGAUAAAUGUUCUUUCAUAAAUAAAAUAUGUAUGUAAAAAAAUAAAUGAUGUAUUUGCACUGGAGUUCUGAUGAACGACUGGAAGUUUUCUAUCUCUAUUA
Molecule: messenger RNA, 2351 nt
Organism: Astyanax mexicanus (Mexican tetra)
Lineage: Eukaryota; Metazoa; Chordata; Actinopteri; Characiformes; Acestrorhamphidae
Product: trace amine-associated receptor 13c-like
Exons: 1
Coding region: 1287-2270 (327 amino acids)
Biological process (GO): G protein-coupled receptor signaling pathway
Cellular component (GO): membrane
Molecular function (GO): trace-amine receptor activity
Source: RefSeq, a predicted model, not a curated record